CCUCCGCUCCGCUUCGCCAUUGUGCGUGGAGCCCAGUGAGCGUUGAGGUCGAGGCUGCCGCUGGGGGGCGGGGGGGGGACGACGGCGGAGAAUUAACAAACAAACAAACGGACUAACGGCCACAUUAUCCUCCAUCUUCGUCUCCUUCUCCUUCCUCUUCCUCCCAAACCGUCCGCCGCUUCCCGCUCCUGGCCUCACCGACGACACCCAUGCAGCAGAGGAGACCCCGGACGGGACUAGCUACAUGUGAUUCAUGUUGGGUAACGGGGUGAAGCGGAAACUGGAAGAGGAUGAGGACGCCGCGGAGGAAGAGCGGAGCCCCCCGGUGGCCGGCGGCGCGUCCUACACGCUGCAGCGCCAGGCGGUGCUCAACGCGUCGCUCCUGAAGCUGUACGGCCCGCGGAGCGGCGCCGGCCACGGCCUGCAGCGCCGCGUCCUCAUCAACAACGUCAUCCGCCGCAUCCACGACGACUUCCGGCGGGAGGGAGGCGUCGGCGCCCUCUUCUUCUCGCCGCCGGCGGAAGCGACGGGCGAGGACGAGGCCUACCGACAGGCUCCGCCUCCGCCCGCCUCGUCCUUCGGCAUCCUGUCGUCGUCAUCGCUGUCGGGCCCGGCGCCGCCGGAGUCCUGCCUGACUCCGGCGGCGCUGCUGGACGAGGACCUGCCCAUGUUCUUCACGCUGCCGCCAUCCUCCUCCUCCUCCUCCUCCUCCUCCUCCCACUCCCCUCAGCCGCCGGCCUCGCCGUCGCCCACAGACAGCUUCUCCUCGGCCCUGGAGGAGAUCGAGGAGCUCUGCCCCUCCUCUUCCUCCUCCUCUUCCUCGGGCCCUCCGUCUCCCCCUCCUGCUCAGGUUCAGUUUGACGUCGUCAUGAAGGAGGAGGUGGAGAGCAGGUUGGAGAAACCUCCUCCUCCUCUUCCUCCUCUUCCUCCCUCCCCGUCCUCCUUCCUGACGGACUUCGCCCUGGACGACGUCCUCUUCACGGACAUCGACACGUCCAUGUACGACCUCGGCCCCUGCCCGCCGCCGUCCAAGAUGGCGGACGACCUCGUGUGGUCGAUGGCGGGGUACGGCGUGGCGGCGGCGGGAGGGGGCGGCGCCCAGAACCAGCCCUUCAAAAUGGACCUGGCAGAGCUGGACCACAUCAUGGAGGUGCUGGUGGGCAGCUGAGGCACGCGGCGCUCCGUCUCUUUUUUACAAACCUUUUCUUGUACCGUUUUUAAAGUCACGCCGCUUUUAUUGUGGCGGGUUCAAAGCUGCUGCGGCGCGUCGAGGGUUAACUCCUCACGGACGUGGCUCCUCCAGGUUUCUGAGAACGAGGAGGGAGAACCCGUUCUACGGCCUCGAGGCUGCGGGCGGAGAAACAUCCGGAAAGGAAAGUUCACUCGGCCGAGUCGUCACUGAUCCGAUAGCAUCGAUGCUAACACGCGAGCCGUGCUAACACGUGAGCUAACGGGUUUGACCGUCGGUACACACGCAGCAGCUUUAGUCCAGCGUCGUCUUCCUCCUCGUCUUCCUCGGUAACGCCGGCGUUGAAGCUCCGCCCGGGUUUUUUUUUUUUUAUACCGCCGUCCGACAAAUUGUAAGAAACAAAAAAGUAUUUUCUACCGUCGUCGGUUCAAGAGAAGAAGAACAGAGAAACUCAUCAGCAUUUAGGGGGAAAGAACAUAAACAAUCCAGUGCCUUGAAAAAAUAAUCAAAACCUCGAACGUCCCGUGUCCCGUAACUCCUCCGGUCUCCGUUCACUUUAAUAACCUCAAUUUCAUCUUUUAACGCCAUUUAAAAAUCCUGCCAAAAGGCUUUUAUUUUGUUAACAAAGAACUCAACGUGUGACUGUUUAUUUAAAUUGGAAACACCAAACACACGUUCAAUUUAAGGUUUGCUUUGUUCUUUUCGUUAUAUUUGAUAAAAAACAACUUAUUUGGCAUAAUUGUUUUGUUGUUAAAACUUAAAAAAGAGGAGAACGUCUCAUCGGUCGAGUUGAAACCACGUUGUCAAGAAUAUUUUAGUCUUUUAUUUUGUUGAUAAAAGUUUCAGACGACAAACUUCAGACGUUUUCCUUAAUUUGAGCCGACAGCCAAUCAAACGGCUCCGUUAGCUGAGCAUGAAGCUCACAGAUACGCUUUCCGUUUUAAUGUUGAUGCAGGAAUGUUUUUAGAAGUCGUCUCAGUCCGAUCCCUCGAGGUUUACACAUCUUUACUUUUAACUCGACCGAUGAAACGUCUCCUGACUCGUUGAAGAGCGUAAAUACUUUAUAGUGACUUUAAUCACCGCGGCGACGCCCCCCCACAGAGUGGUGACCUCAGAUCUGUGUAUUUAUUGUAACUCAUGACACUAAAACUUUGUUUUGUACAAAACAUAAAUAUGUAUUCUUUGAAAGGAUUGAAUGACUUCCUGAGUCACGGGGAGCCGUCAUUUAAUAAAUGACUGGUUUUGUUAAUACUAUGUACAAUAUUUUAGGAUUUCAGCAAUGCAAACAGCCUCAAUUCAAUGUGUGUGUGUGUGUGUGUGUGAGAAAGUUAUGUGUGGAUAAACACUGGGCCUGUUUAUUUUAUUUGUUACUUUUUUCUGAACUCCAAAACCCUUAUUUGUUUGUUUGUUUGUUUGUUUUUUUAUUUGUUGUUUGUUUGUCUCCCCCUGGUGGUCACGAGUCUGUGUGUGGACGUCCUCUCCGUCUUCAAUGGUUCUGAUCGAUCAGACCGGGAUCGAUCAUGUCCUGAUACACAAAUACUCAAUAACCUCUGUCUCCACCUGCUGGACAGAUGAUGUAACUUCACCUCUGUCUCCGCCUGCUGGACAGAUGAUGUAACUUCACCUCUGUCUCCACCUGCUGGACAGAUGAUGGAACUUCACCUAUGUCUCCACCUGCUGGACAGAUGAUGUAACUGCAGGUGUUUUCUUGAAUACAGAAUGGUUCAUCUUCAUACAUUAUGUUUUUAUGAUACAUGCAUCUAUAUAAUUCACAGUUGGUACAAGUUUUCAUACUGUUUAUUUUUUUUAUUUUAACUUCACACAUGUCUUUAUGAUUUAAUUAUCGUCUGUUAAGUUUUCUAAAAAUCUUCCUGGAGUCGUUUCGCCGCCAUUUACAAUUUAUUUAAACUAUUUUGUACACGGCCGUGAAUCAUUACGAAGUGAAGAACUAUUGGGACAUGAUCAACACAAGAUCAAUACAAACGGAUAAAAGAUACAUUUUAUUAUGUGGGGCUGUUUUUGAAUCCACUGGAUCCAAAAAAUAUAGUUUCACUGUAAAAUCCACAAAAAGAAAGACACUGAUUGGACGAACCGAAACCUAAAUCCAGGUGUUUUUAUAUUGAACAACUGUCUCCAGGUGUUUUUGUUUCCGUCUCAAAAACAAAAGAUUGUCAAACAGAAACUUUCCUCAUCAAACCAAAUGUUUUUAUUUCUUGUAGAUUGUUUUUCUCUGUUUUUCUGGACAUUAAAAAAAGGGGGAGGAGUUAGUCGUGAGAUGACUCUGUGCCUUGUCCUAUGCAAUACGACAUUUUUAAUUAUAUUUUAAUGUGUACAAUGAGGAUUCAGCUCUUAAGUAAUUUUAUUUUCUACAUUAAAUGGGAAUUAUCCCAACUUUGUCUUCUUCUCCGUCUUUAAUUUAUUAUCUUUGUCUUCUGGAAGAAUAUUCUUUAACCAGUUAAAGGGACAGUACACCCCAAAAUAACACGUGAAAUAAAUCACUUAAGAGUGAAGACAGAAACAUAAUAUGGAUAUAUCCAUAUAUCUGGAUAUAUAGACCACCUUUUCUAUUUCUGCACUCUUAUAGUUUUGACCCGAAAUAUUUGGGCUGCAACAAAUCAGUUAUUUUCACUGUCGAUUGACGUGUCAAUUAUUUUUACCGUUCAUUUGUUUUGCCUCAAAUGUCAUAAAAUAAUAAAACUCGUCUUCAAAUGUC
Molecule: messenger RNA, 3902 nt
Organism: Pseudoliparis swirei
Lineage: Eukaryota; Metazoa; Chordata; Actinopteri; Perciformes; Liparidae
Product: SERTA domain-containing protein 2-like
Exons: 2
Coding region: 254-1168 (304 amino acids)
Cellular component (GO): nucleus
Molecular function (GO): transcription regulator activity
Source: RefSeq, a predicted model, not a curated record